Neoarius graeffei (lesser salmon catfish) is the source of this 6588-nucleotide messenger RNA. It is a transcript of the gene sdc3, whose product is annotated as syndecan 3. Lineage: Eukaryota; Metazoa; Chordata; Actinopteri; Siluriformes; Ariidae. Bases 314 to 1669 code for a protein of 451 amino acids. The transcript has 5 exons. The record is from RefSeq and is a predicted model, not a curated record. Gene Ontology annotation, biological process: cell migration. Gene Ontology annotation, cellular component: membrane; cell surface.
CGCAUCCUGACACACACACCACACACACAGAUUGAUUGGAGGUUGGAUCUUGCUAAUUGUGAGUCCAACAGGACCCGAGCACCAAAAGUCAGUGAAACACUAAUAGGCUCUGCGCUCCUCUUUUGCAGGGAUUAGAUUCAAUAAGCUCCUGGACAGGACGGAUGUCCCGACGACCGCCUGCACUGAACUCGGAUCCUGUAAACUGAGGAGAAGAUUUUAGUGCUUUUCGCCUUUUUUGGAGACGAAUCGGGGCGAGCGGGUGGUCGGGUGAUCCGGUAUUGCUGCUGCUGGUGCUGCUGGUGCUGCUGGUGCCAUGAAGCUGCCGGACUGGAUGGCUGUGGCGCUGCUGCUCGCGCACUCUGUGUCGACACAGCGUCACUCAUCACAGCUAGUGGAUCAGGAGAGCUCUGGAGAUGACCUCUAUGAUGAUGAGGACUAUUUCUCUGGUUCAGGCUCAGGCUACCCAGUGAUGGAGACAGAGGCCACUGAACUGGGCACAUUUUUCACCACAAGAGUGCCCCUCCCACUUUCAACCACACAAGCCACUGUACCUGCCCCUUCGGCCCCACCCGCUGCAGAGCCCAGUAGCCCCCCGGUGCCAGAAAUAGAAAGGGAGAGUGGCAUGGAUAGUGAAAGGGAACUGGCGCAGGAGAUAGAGAAAAACAGAGAGCAGCAGAUUGAGCAUGAGCAGGAAAUGAAGAGAGUGCGGGAAAGAGAGCGAGAGCAAGAGAGAGAAAGAGAGCGAGAAAGGGAAAGAGAGAGAGAACGAGAGAGGGAAAGAGAGCGAGAGCGGGAAAGGGAGCGAGAGAGGGAGAGAGAAAGGGAGAGGGAGAGAGAACGUGAACGUGAAAGAGAACGUGAAAGAGAGAGAGAGAGGGCAAGAAGUACAAUUGCACCAUUUGUACCAAUAAUGACCACAGACAUGAUUGUGGAUGAGAUCCUCAUUCCCACUCAGAAUAUGGAGAACCUUGGCACAAAAGAAGAAGAGGAUGGUAUGUUAAUUCCCAUGGAACCCUACCUCUUCGAAUCACUCAGCACAGAGGACCCCAUCAUAGAUGAUAUCACAACCACGGAAGCGGCUCCCACUACUAUUGCUUCUACUACAGCUAUGCCAACCACGACAUCGGCCACACCCAGCACUGCCCCUCCGCGAUCACAAAAACCUCACCCGAUACCCAGUAUCACUCCUCCACGACCACGGAAACCCCAAGCCACUCCCAGCCUAGCCACACCCACUGAAAGUACACACCCACUGACAGCCUCUACAGUGCAGACAAAAGCUCCAGAUGCAGACAUAAAUAAUGAAGUUGCAGUUGCUGGUCCCAGUGGGGAUUCUGAGAUCCAAGAGGAUGAAGGGCGACGAGGAAAUGAACUGGGACAUGGCAAAGGUGCCUUGGAUGUGGGGGCAGAACCUGAUUUGACUGGCAACACAAUAGAUACAGGAAGUUCAGCUGCACAGCUUCCUCAGAAAAACAUCUUGGAAAGGAAAGAAGUUUUGAUAGCGGUGAUUGUUGGAGGUGUAGUUGGCGCACUCUUCGCUGCAUUCCUGGUCAUGCUACUUGUAUAUCGGAUGAAAAAGAAGGAUGAAGGCAGCUACACUCUGGAAGAACCCAAACAAGCCACAGUCACUUAUCAGAAACCAGACAAGCAGGAGGAAUUCUACGCCUAAAAUCCACAGUCUUUUGCAUCCCUCCAUCCUUCUCGCCUCUUCUUCCUCUGACCCUCUUUUCUUUGUCAUUUCUAUCUCUUUUUUUUCCUGACUCCCUCCUUUUUCCAUGAGAGUGCCUGUCACUCUACGGACUUAGGACUUUCUUUUGAAUGGGAAAAAAAAGAUAAUAAAAAAAAGAAAAAAAAAGGCUUUGGACAGAAUUUUGGAGAUCUGCUAGGGAGGGAUAGGGACUCCAUACAUACAAAAAAAAAAGAAAAAAACUUUUUUUAAGUACACGUUGCUAUUGAUAUGUUUAAGAUUGUUGUUCUAUCAAAUUAUGACAUAAAACCUUUUGUAAAGACACAUGUUCUAUAAAUGCACAAUAUUCCUCUCCAGCUGAGCAUGGAAGUCAAGAAGUAUGACAGAGGGAGUGAGGAAGGCAAAAAGGACAGAGGUCAUGGUGAGACAGAGAGGGUCAAGGGAAAGAAACAAAAAGAUAAGACAGAAAGACAGACAAGUGGAGAAGGAAUUUUGAGGCCGUGCUAUUCUACAAAGGUCAUGCCUCUCUCACAAGGGUCGUGUUGUGCCUUCCAUUCCCCUGGUGCUAGAAGCUGAGCAUGACCAUAGAAAGGUGUGGUGUGUGUGUGUGUGUGUGUAUGUGUGUGUGUGAGAGAGAGAGAGAGAGAGAGAGAGAGAGAGGCUGAGGUGCCAUGAAGUUGCUUCCAUCUCUGACCUUAGUAAGCCCAAUCACAUAGACAGACAGACACACACACACACACACACAAGCACGUGGUGUAACUCCCUCUGCUGGUGAGUGUAUGUCAGCAAGGCUGUUCUCAAUGGCUCGAGAACUGUAUCUUUGAGCCUAAAAGCAGAAAAAAUAUUAUUAGCACAGCACACAAACAUUAAGGAAAGAUUUGCUGUGAUGGUGCGCAUGCAAAGAAACAGGAUUAGCAAUUUCUCCGUUCUGUACAAAGACAAUUAGUUAUCAAUAGUAAAAAAUAAUCGGUAAUAUAUCAGCAGUUCUGAAUGGAUGGUAAGAAAUGAUUAAUAUUAAUAGUUAAGGAUCUCUAUUUAGCUGUGCAGUAAAAGUUUUACUGGUGUAAAUAUCAACUCUUUUUUUAAAUUUCAGUUUAUCAUGCUUUUAAUUAUGCCUUUUACAUAGUAAACAUCUGUGUGCGCACAUACAUACGUAUAUCACUUUGGAAAAAUAUCAGUCCCAUAAAAAAAAAAAAAUCAACAAACUAAGUAGAGAUUUUAUUUAACAUAACAGACCCUCUUGUCCAUUACUUCAGUUAAAAAACAAAAAACAAAAAAAAUUGCUCAUGUUUUCAGUAUUUUAUUGAUGUUUGAUCAGGUAAAAAGCACAAGGUCACAAGAAUGUGUCUCACUUCCUCAAUGCCACUUCACUCCACAAAAUGCCACAUUCACAUACAAUACUAUACCAUUAGAUGUCCAGUGGUCCUGUCCUAUGAAUGAUGUAAGAGUUAGAAGGCAUGGACUGUAGCAUUGGGAUAACAGGGACGUCAGGAAAUGAAUAUGUGUUUUGGUUAGAUUUAAAUCUAAUAGGCAAAAGGAUUAAUGGUUCAGGUGGAUGAGAAAAUUCAUCUUAAAGCUAGAUGGUCUUUCGAUUUCAUAAAAUCAGUGAAAUUUGGUUCCCUCUGAAAUUUGGUCAUUGAGAUAUAUGUUUAUUUCUGUAAUAUCUCACAAAAUAUCAGGCCAUUCUGUGGCUGGGAAGUUAUUUAAUUUGAGGGGAUUCUUCAGCAAAUAAUUUGCAUGAAAUCGCCCACUUUGCUCAGUCAAGCAGACAGAGGAAGUCUGUCCCUGUGUCUGAAAUCACUCCCUACUCACUAUAUAGGACACUAUCUAGUGAGGACACCAUUUUGUAGUGCUGUCCGAAACGACAGUGAGGAUUAUUACUCCCUAUAUAGUGCACUCAAAGUAUCCCACAAUGCAUCAUGAAAAGUAGUGUACAACUGAUGGUCACUAACCAAAGCAAUAUGUCCCAUCAUGCAUUGCGGUCACGCUGAAAGAAAUCAAAUUAAAAGUCUCAAAUUUGAUUUAAUAAAAGGCAGCGGCAAAGAAGAAAGUAUUCAGCCUUGAUUUAAAAGAACUGGAUGCAGGUACUUUGUAUUGAUUAAUGUGGGAAAUAUGCUCAGUAUAAUAUGUAUUUAUCACAAAAAUACACACAUGUAUUUAUUAUUUUGAAAAUCCACCAGCCGCCUGAUCUGGCACGUUUUAACUGUGGGACGAACUAAAAACGUUUUUUUCAUUUUACCAAUGAGCUCACUAUAUAGUCCUCUGUAUAGUAAUUCCCUAUAUAGUGAGUAAGGAGUAAUGAAUGAGUGAGUGAUUUCGGACACAGGGCGUGCGCAUGUGCAGGUUCACCUUCUUCUUUUGGGUUUUAUGGCAGCUGGCAUCCACAGUGUUGCAUUACUGCCAUCUACAGUUACAUUAUUCUGUCACUAAAUGAAUAGCUAAUCACAUCGAGGUGCUCGCUGACCGCCGAUAUUUAUUAGUUUGGUCCUGCGUUUCCUUUCCUUUGCAACAUAACGCCUUUUCUUCUCACUUUCCGUUAGUGUAGUUGGUUUUUCACAUUUCAUUCGCACACUCAAGUCCUCCAUUUUUCUCUCCUGUUUCAAAUUUGUAUCCCACAAUGCCUUGCGCGAACGGGGAAAGCCCACCACGUGAUGCAUGAUGUAGUAUUUUGAAUUGGGUCAUGGUGAAGUAGGAAAAAAUAGUGAAUUUAGGGCCACGUGGCCCUAAAUUCAUUAAUUGUUCUAUUUAAAAAAAACUAAUAAAAUGGAAGUCUGUGAUUCGAAUUUAGUAGUUUUCGGUCCACUAAACAAAAAUAAUUGGGUGUCAGGGAAAAUUCUUUUUAUGACCUACACUUGAAAAAUCUGAAAUGCAGUCUACCUAUUUUGUUGGGGAAAAAAAAAAACCCAAAAAACCCAGGACCUAUUUUGAGAUUCCAGAGAAGGUCGUAAGAGUUUGUCAGGUUGUUUUUGAAUAUGUUGCAACAUUGUGUCAAAGUGCUGUACGCUGAGGUCAAUAAAAGAAAAUGGCUGCGCAGUUAGAGUUAGAUAAAAGUGCAUGAUGUAGCAAUAAUGCAGCUAUUAACAUUGACACACCAAUAAUGCUGUCACCCUCCAGUGCUGCUGAGGGAGAAUGUACACACACACACACACACACACACACACACACACACACACACACACACACACACACACACACUGAUGCAGAUUUCCACUGCCUGGCCUUACUGUAACCCUAACAAGCCCUGUAGUCACCUCUAUGUGGCGUUACAUGUUUAUCACAUAACAUAUGUGUUACAGUGAUGGGUAACAUGAGCGAGACCAUAGCACAACAUUAGAGCACCGAGUGGUGCGUAAAUAUAUCCCUCACUGCCCACUGUAGCAAAUCACUGGUCGGUCACCUAACGAAUAUCACUAUGAAGGGACAUGAACGGGACAGGGCUAUGACUCUAAUACCCUGCACUGCACUGAACCACAUUCUUAACACAACCGACCCAUUUUAUAUGUACGCCACAGUACUAUAGAGCAGUAAUACUUCAGAGUUCUAUCAAUAGAGCAUCCAAGGACACAAAUCAUGGAGUGCUUGUGAGCUCAUUUAAAGCAGGGGCGUCAGACACCACAACAAGGUUCAGCAUUAUUACAUACUUAGUUCAUCAUUUAAUCAUCAGUGGCUUCAUUAGUUACAUUUGGUGUACUAGAAGAGAGAAAACACAUAUAGCUGUCACACCCUGGAUUAGAGUCUGCCCCCCUGAUUUAAAGCCUGUGGGAAAAAAUCUUGGGUGCCAAUGUAAGCAUGUGUGGUGGAUGUAUAUCCCUCUAAGAUUGUAAUACACAUCAGUGCACCUGUAGCUUGAAUAUUCUUAAGAUUAUAAUCUAAUCUGUAUGAUCAUGUCAUGCCUGUGUGUGCAUGUAUGUGCCCAUGUGCUGACUGAAAUGUAUCUGCCCGAUGUUUUUACCUCUUCAACAUUUAUUCCAUCAUGAUGGAUUUUUUUUUUCAUGGAGUAGGAUUUAUUCAUUUAGCAGAAUAAUUUAAACUGGAAGGCAAGACACUCCAAUAUAAAUAUUUUUUAUGUUUUUUGGAUAAAAUGAUUGCACUAACUGAUUUCUCACUUCAUAAAAUAACCUACCAAACACCUCCUACCACUGUCAUUAGUAAAACUAAUGACACACACAUACACACAAGACAAAGUGUGCUUUAUAACUAGGUUCUUGAGAAAGUCCUUAUGACCACGUAGACAUCUGCACCUUCUGUGACCUCGUGCACUAACAAUAUUGUUACACAAUCUCAGAAAUCAAUCAUAAAUAGUAAUGUUUGCCUUCACAAUUAACAUGUUUAUUAGUUCAGUUUAUAGAAAUACUCAACCUACAUUUGAUCAUAUUUCAGGGAUCAAGAUGUUUUUGAUUGUUCACAUUUUUAAACAUAUAUAGCUAUUUCCAGGAUGGCUACAAGCUUACAAUGGUAUACAAGGAUUAAAAAAAGACAUGCACUCACUUUCACUGAAUUAUAUAUAUAUUGUACAUGCCAACACAACAGAAAUGCCCACCCACAUGCCUCCCAACACCAACACACACACCUAUUCACUUGGGAAUGUCUGGUGGUCAUUGUGUGAUUAGCCUGAAUGGAUUUAUCUCAGUGGAAUUUUGUUUGGCUGAUUGCCAUUAUCCCCACCAUUUACUUUAACCUGUCACUUUCUACCCAUGGCCAAAUACAAGGCGGGCCUUCCUGUGUUUGUGUGCCAAUCACUGGCCAGCAUGGUUUUGAUCUGAAGGUUGCCCAUUGUGUUUUAUACGUGCGCAUUUUUAAGAGCAGAGGUUUUUAUUUCUCCUCAUUUGGUUUGUGUAUAUGGGGGCAACAUUCUGUCACUAAUAUGCCACUCUGUUCAAAAUAAAACACCUGAUUGGGUA